AUGUCCGCCUCACUCGCACGCACGCUCUUCCGCCCGACCACAGCAACAGCGACGACGACCAAGCGCGUCUGCCCAGCUUCCAGGUUCUUCCCCUCCGGCUCUGCAAGUCGCUCCGCACGAACAGCCGAUGCCGUCGCGCACAUUACAGUCGCAGCAGCCUUGGUGGCAUCUACCGCUUCUUUCCUCUCGCACCCAGACACACUCUUCUUCGACCACCCUCCUCGUUCCGCCAUAAGCUGGGUCCCAGCACGCCACAUCGCACUCCGAGACCACUCCUCUUCCCCCUCCAUGACUUCCUCAAUCUCGGCCGGCCCGCUUCCCUCACUCUCUCCAGCGCCUCGACCAACAACUUCGAACACAGGAACGUCGGUAUUGAAGGGGAUGGGCACGCAGGCGGAGUUGAGGUUGGCGGGGGUAAUUGGGCGGGGGUUGUUCUGA
Rhodotorula toruloides NP11 is the source of this 438-nucleotide messenger RNA. RefSeq lists its product as uncharacterized. The transcript has 2 exons. NCBI's taxonomy places the organism in Eukaryota, Fungi, Basidiomycota, Microbotryomycetes, Sporidiobolales, Sporidiobolaceae. The record is from RefSeq and is a predicted model, not a curated record. Bases 1 to 438 code for a protein of 145 amino acids.